AUUUUUGUUUCAGUCCAUCUGUUUCUUUUUUGCCCUGCUGCUGCUUUACAGUAAAGACGUUUGUUUUUUCCUACAUCAGAACUGUGGCUGACUGUCUGCAGAGCUCUGGCAUCCUGGAGUGGCACAUCAGUUUGGUCAGUUCGCCCAGCACUCCUUUCUCUCCUCUUUCUCCCUCCCUUCCUCUUUCUCUUGCUUCCUGAUUCUCAUACUACCCGGCACUUGAAAAAGACAGAAGCCCUGCUUCAUGGCUUAGAGAAUGAGCUCUGCCUCUCAGCUGCAGACCGAGAGAAGAGAGGAGAGGAGAGAGAAGGGGAGACGGGGGAAAGGGAGGCACAUAGAGGAGAGCAGAAAGGCAGCGACACGCUCGUAUCUGUUGUGGCAGCGUCCUGCAACCGAGAAGCAAAUGAGAGAGUGGGAGAGAGACAGAGAGAGUAUGCCAGAGUGAGAGGAGAGAGAGAAAGAGAGGAGAUGUCAGACAGCCGUGUCCUUGAGAGCUGCACCACAACUCUUUGAAGAGGGCUGGGAGACGUAUCUGAGGACUGAGCACACCUUACAGCAGUUACCUGAGUUGAACAACAUCAGACUCCCAUCCGAGCUUCAACUACAGCCUACAACUGUCCCAAGAGGAGAGGGGGAAGAAGAAGAGGACUCUCCUUGUCCCCACCGUCUCUGACCAGACACAACCUCCAUCAUCUUACCAAAGAGCACAGAGUAGGGGAGGAUGGCCACCCCCCUAUCAUCCAGUGAACUGUCAAAAGACCUCACCAGGCUCAUCACAACCCAGGAUUAGUUCAUGGGAGCACCCCUUUUCUUCAGAGGAGAGUAAGAAUAAGUGACACAGAAAAAGACAAAGAGGAGAAAGGAAGAAGAGGAGGACACGGAAUGGAUCGCUUUCCAUAACAUCACGGUCCAAAGAGACAAUACAGCUCAAGGCAGGAUUACAAAAGGGAUAUCACACUGCAGCCCUCGUUGGAACAGCAAAUGGUUAGCUUCUGGGCAAAGCAAAAAUGAACUUAUCGAAGGGGCCAUUACUGAACAGCAGCAGUGAAGAUAACUCCAAGUCAACCUAUAGUAAAUGCGGCGCUGGCGCCUGGAGAAUGCACCAGAGCUACGAUCCACUAGAGGCCAACCACAUGAGAGACGCACAUGCCCUCUACAACCCCAGGCUUCUCUGCAGAAUGUCCAGUAAGGAGCGCCACCUUGAGUCCAACUGUCCUUCCUCUUAUAUAAAGACUGAGCCGUCUAGUCCUGCUUCCCUGACUGACAGUCUAAACCAUCACUCCCCUGGUGGCUCCAGUGACGCCUCAGGCUCCUAUUCGUCCACGAUGAACGGCCACCCCAACGGCUUAGAUUCCCCGAGCCUUUACAGCUCUAACGCAGGGCCCUUGGGUCCUGCUGGCGGCCCUGGAUCAAAGCGUUAUGAGGACUGUUCAUCAACUAUUGGGGAAGAUUCACAGAUUAAGUGCGAGUACAUGUUGAAUUCGAUGCCCAAGAGGCUGUGUCUUGUGUGUGGGGACAUUGCGUCAGGGUACCACUAUGGCGUGGCAUCCUGUGAGGCCUGCAAGGCCUUCUUCAAACGCACCAUCCAAGGCAACAUUGAGUACAGCUGUCCAGCCACCAAUGAGUGUGAGAUCACCAAGAGGAGACGCAAGUCGUGCCAGGCCUGCCGCUUCAUGAAGUGUCUGACUGUGGGCAUGCUGAGGGAGGGUGUUCGUCUGGACAGGGUUCGCGGUGGCAGACAGAAGUACAAACGUCGAAUAGAUGCGGACAACAGUCCAUACCUGAACCCACAGCUGGCUCUGCCUCCCAAGAAGCCAUUUGCCUUUGGCUGCCUUGCAGAUAACAAAAUCGUCUCUCACCUGCUGGUGGCCGAGCCAGAGAAGAUUUACGCCAUGCCUGACCCAACAGUACCAGACAGCGACAUCAAGGCCCUGACUACGCUGUGUGACCUGGCGGACAGGGAGCUGGUGGUGAACAUCGGCUGGGCUAAACAUAUCCCAGGUUUCUCUACACUCUCUUUGGCAGACCAAAUGAGUCUACUGCAGAGUGCAUGGAUGGAGAUCUUGAUCCUUCGCGUUGUGUACCGCUCAUUGUCCUUUGAAGACAAGUUGGUGUAUGCUGAGGACUACAUAAUGGACGAAGACCAGUCGAAGCUAGCUGGACUUCUGGACCUGAACAAUGCCAUUCUUCAGCUGGUGAAAAAAUACAGGACUAUGAAACUAGAGAAGGAGGAAUUUGUCACCCUCAAGGCCAUUGCUUUGGCUAACUCAGACUCCAUGCACAUUGAAGAUGUGGAUGCAGUGCAGAAGCUUCAGGAUGUGCUUCAUGAGGCCCUGCAGGACUACGAGGCUUCCCAGCACCAGGAGGAUCCCCGUCGGGCAGGCAAGCUGCUCAUGACCCUCCCCCUGCUUCGCCAGACCUCCACCAAGGCUGUGCAACACUUCUACAGCAUCAAGCAGGACGGCAAAGUCCCAAUGCACAAACUCUUCCUGGAGCUGCUGGAAGCCAAGGUCUGAGGACGGGAAAACAGAUGGAGGGACAGCUAGACACCAGUCUGAACCAACUGAGCUUCAGCUCAAACUCUCACUUUGAAUGACCUGUUGCUCUUUUACACGCACACACUCUGACACACACACACACACACACACACACAUUCACACACAGAAAUAUGUCCCAGAAGUAUGUCUGCUGACACGUCCCCCCCAUGAAUAAACAAAUAACCUAAACUUCUUUCCUGAUCCUCUAAACCCUCAUCAUCUUUAACAAAAGGGCGCUCAUUUGACCUUUUGUGCUGGGGAAGAUGCUGACAGACUGACAAGACCCCCCCUUUACCGAGGGAAGAUGAUACUUCCUUUUAAAACUAUUAACAAUCACUUACCAGUUACCACCGUGGCUCCGUACAUUGAAGAUGGCAAAACUCUUAUGCAUUUAAUAACGAUUAAGAUGUUAUUAAUGACAAACGAUUAAACAAGGACUCAUUUAAAAGAAACUGAAAACUCAUUUUAGUCCUGAGAGAGAGAAAGAAACUGUAAGACUGCACUUGUGUCUCCUUUUCCCUCCCUAUUUACCCCAACAGAGUUUUUUAAUUGUUCAAGAAGAAGACGAGUGGGGGAAAAAAAGAACACUACAGAAGUAUUAAUGACGUGUUUUGUCAAUGAAAUUUGGAUGGAUGGACAGAGAGAAAAGAAGAGGAGAUCUGCCCUGCCAAAGAAUGGAGCUCAUCCAUUCAGAGGAUGCCAGCAAACUUUACUGUCAUAACCCAAAACUAUUUCUGCUUUGAUCUACCAGUGGCUUUCAGUGCUGUGCCUCCAGAGUACUGCUGGCUUUCUGCUCCACCAAUUAGCUUAAAUAUGAAAACGAGCAGGGCUCAGAGGACCAGGACUGGAAACCACUGCUGUGAACACUUUCUGGUUCUCCCUAAAUUCAGCUUCUGGUUUCCCAUGACUCCCCUACUUCAACACAACUUUGCUAUUUGUUGUAUUCGCUGAGGACCAGUGACACUGGCCUCCCAAACCUGUCAGUAUUAACAUACAUAUUAGUGGUUGCACACGUGACAUGGCUGAAAGUGCUUUCAAAUAGUCCAAGCACUCAAGGUGCUAUUGGUUGACAGAGUUUAUCAGUAAAAAAAAAAACAGUACUAAUAAUAAUAACUUAACUUAAGAAUGGAUUCCUGCUUGACCAGCCGGUAGAUGUCAGUCCACACUGCCUGUUGAUGCUGUUUUCUCUGUCAAACACUCCUCUUGUGCUCAGACGUCUGUUUGAAGCAUUUUCAGCUGCUUAGUGGCCCAGGUCUGAAGCUCUCCAUACACAAAUCAGUAGAGAUUUCAGUCCGUCAGUGUGCCAUUAAGAACAGUCCAGCCCGUGCUCGUUACCCAAACUCCAAAAAACUGCAAAGUGUCAUGUCAGUACUACCCUCCUUUGCUCUGUUGCAUUCACAACCAGCUUGUCACUCGUGUCAGUACAGAGAUAUUUUUGUGAUUCAUUCAGGGAGUGAUGAGGGAGUUUCAGACACUCAGCGCAAUACAAACCAGAGGGAAAGGUGUGCUGACAAAACUGACCGAAGAACAACUAUUGUUGCUUUCCAACUCCUUAUUUGUUUUCUUAAUUUCUAUCUUGAAAAUAAUCUUAGUGAUGAUACCAGUAUUAGGAUUGUAAAUAACUGUCAUCCUGUAUAUGACGUAUAACAUGGCUUUUUUGUUAUUAAUAUUGUCUUCUUAAAACUGAAUCAAUCAAUAACAUCUUUCCUUUUUUCUAUCAGCUUUGCCACUUUCAGCAAUUAUCAUAUAUAUAUAAAUAUAACAAGUAAUAAUGUAUUAACAAAUCAGCGUUUAUCUUAGAAAACUCUGAGCAAUAGUGGUUUUUAAAGGAGGGGUUUGGGCAUAUGGACUAAGUCUGCAAUAUUAACAUAACGUGCCAGUCUAAAAUUUGGGAGAGUGGAAGGGGAUUUGAGGAGAGUUUGUAGCUUCUCUUUCUGUGUAACUUGCCAUAAGCUAUUAGAUAACAGUCAGUAUUCCCUUUGUUAGUGACAGUAAGGCGGGAACAAAUACGGACCAUGAGAUGUUAAUGCUGCCGUAACGUAAAAAGUUGAAGAAGUAACACAAGCAGCCGAAUGAGCCUGAGUCUGUAAUUACCACACACUUCUGAUGUUUGCACCUUUCUGUGACCACUGUUUUUAUGCUGUCACUUUUAAUCUGAUUCAGACAGGUCAGUUAAGUUUAAAGUCAGCUCUUGACAGUUUUUGUCCUUGAACUGUGUGUAUGUAUGACUUUUAUUCAUACAUUUUUUUUUUAGCUAGUUAUCACUGUACUUUGUGUUGUACUUAAAAUCUACAACAUAACCUGUAUUUAAAAUAGACACACAGAGGUCUCAUCAGUUAGCAUUUUUGACUGUGUGAAUUGUAUUACCUUAAUUAUCUAAGCCUGCAAGCACACAGACUUUAGGUGGUCAUUUCUAUAAUGGUGAUCCAAUCAUUUCUUUUUUAAAAUGCCAAGAAAUGGAGAGCUGAGCUGACAGGAAGCUGUCUGACAUCUUACAGAACAGUGGAGAAACACUGAAAGGCUGCACACUGUACGUUUGACUGAUCACAGCUUUAACAGGUGGAGACAGUCAGGAAGUUUUUUGUUGUUGUUUUUUUGUCAUUGUUUAUGUAGUUUCUGAAGCCGAAUAAGAAUGCCAAAACGUGUAAUCUAGAUGACAGUGUAAUCUAAUAUAAAAUGGCAACUUUUCACAGCACAGAGUGCUGCAGUUUAAGUGUAGUUGAUCUCUGACAUCACACUCUCUGUAUCAAACAUCAGUAUUAUUAUUAAGGGGUAUUUUCUCAGCCUUCUUAAACAUUGUAUAUUGUAAAUUAUACAGAUUAUAAUUCUAACAUAAGACAUUUUAUUGGAAACAAAAGUGAGAAAAAAAGGAAAAAAAUGUAGUUCAGCCUUGAUGUGUGUUUCAUGUUUGCUGUUUUUUCUAUCAAGAAAAAACCCUGUCUCUUUAAUUUUACGUUUUCGUUUGAACGUCCUCUUUCUGUUUGAUCCUCUCCUCCUCUGUUAAGUCCUUUAAAGCGUUGCUGUGUACUUUUUCUUGUGGUGAUUCCCGUUCUUGUGGCGUGUGCUUCUUCUUGAGACAACACAGAGUAGAGUAGAGGCCAUGUUGUCUGUCUGUCGGAUCAGUCCGCUGGGGGUCUGGGUACCGGAUUCUCUCCCAAUGAACCGAACUGGAUUUAAGGCUCUUCCUCUAGAAACUUAACUAGACCACCAGAAUCAAAUUACAGUAUUCAUCUUUACCUAACUAUACAUAAAUAAUUAAAUAUUUAGUAUCUAAAUGAAGAAACACCAUACAAGUAUUUAAAAAGGGAUCAUUUGUGUAACUUUCCUGUAGAAUAAACAAUAUACUGUAUAUCUUUAGGUUUAAAUAACGAUCAAAUGAAAAGGACAUUUGAGUAACUCAGAACUGUAGGUGACUCUUUUUUGAUAAACUAGCUGUACAUAACUGCCUUCCAUACAGCUCGAAUCAGUCAUUAUCUUUACUGUUUCAGCAAUCAAAAAUAGAAGAUAUGAAGAUGAAAAACCUUUAAACCCCCCCAAAUCGUGUCCUUUUUUCAGCUCAUUUCCAGCAAAGUCCCUUGCUUUAAAACAGACAGUAAAAAGUGAUUAGAUAGGUGAAGGUUAUGGCGAAAGAUUUUUGUGGCUUGAUUGGAAAAUGUUGAAAAAGCUUGACAUGUUAAUUUGCACUUGUGUGUUCAUCACCAUGCACUCAUUUCAUUGUAUUUCUGCUUUGGCCUCAGUUAUGAUUGUACUCACUGUACCUCUUUAGACACAUUUAGAGAUUUAUAGAUUCUGCGCUACCAAUAGCUUAAAUUCAAAGAUUGUAGGACUCAUCAACAUAUAAUGUUAUGGAGAAGAACUAUACCUACCAGUUAUUUCACAGAUGCAUAAGAGAUAUUUGUAAGUGAAGUCCCCGAUGACAGAAUUUUGAUGGUAACUUCAAAACACAGUCUCAUUGUCACAACAAUACUAAAUACUGUACAUUAAUCAACAAACAACUAUGGAAGAAAGGUGCUCUUUUUUAAAUAUUGUUUCUGUUCUUUUGUUGUUUGUUUUUAUUUAUUCGUCACUUGUCCAACCAAUCCUGUGUGCUUCUGAACAAUUUGACAUGAAGAAAGAUGCCACACAUCUCCCUGAGCUGAUUUAGACUGAGCUGGAUCUGGUUUGGGUUUUAAAAUGAAUCAAGUUAAAUUUCUGCUAGUGGCAAAUGCUUGGUUUGUGGAGUGUUUCCACAUUUGCCUAAAUAUCAAAUUAUCAGUUUAAGUCAAGUAAUCAAUUGAAAAUGAUGGUCAUGUUCAGUUGGGGGUCACUGGGAUAAAAGCUGUUAUUUCAGAUGACUAAAAAAAGAACAAACCUACCAGCUGAAAUCAGGAGGGACACUGUGUUAUUCUUUCAGAGGUUUUGAUAAAGCCUGCACCUCAAAGCCAGUAUUUGAUUAGGAUGUACAAGACAAAAAGUGAUUUUCCUUGAACAAUUUUUAUUUGUAUUUAAGAAGCAAUAUGUUCAUGACUGUACAUUGACAAGACAAGAGUUGCACUUGUUUGUGUUGGCUUACUUAUCCCAAUGCUGCUGUAGCUAUUAAGAUUAUCUCGCAGUUAGUGUUAAAACCAUUUAAAUGACAACAAACCAAACUGGUAUUUUCUAUGAGAAGCAUUGAAAGAAGGACUGUCUAGGUUAUUGUAGAGCCACUGAUAGAAAGAGUUUGACCUGGUUGCACUUUGGACGCCAUGUUAUUGCCCACAUCUGGAGCUUAGAUCCAGUAGCUGCAAAUACUCUAUCUAAAAAAUAGUUUAGCACAGAAAAAAGAAGGUAAUUUAGGCAUAGUGACAAAGCAGGAUCAUCCAUCUACCAUGGCUGCCCCUGAAAUCUGCUAAGGCCAAACUGUGUCUAUCCACAGCUCUACAGUGUUUAGUCAUUAAGUUGUAUUUAAUCCCCAAAUGUAACUUCCACCUUUACUGCAGCUAACCCUGCACUCUGAAUUUGCAAAUGUGAAGAAAAUAUUUAAGGGAGAGAGAAAGAUGACACAUCUGGAUAUGAAGGAUAUUUAAAGAUAAAAGGACCCUCGUGUGAUGGAGAAGACUUGUGUACGAGAAGACCCUGUAGUGUUAUUAAAAACAUGUCUGUAGAUUUUAGAUGUGCUUCACAUCAGUAAAUUAAAAAAAAAAAAAAAAAAAAA
Molecule: messenger RNA, 7710 nt
Organism: Scatophagus argus
Lineage: Eukaryota; Metazoa; Chordata; Actinopteri; Scatophagidae
Gene: esrrga
Product: estrogen-related receptor gamma a
Exons: 13
Coding region: 1008-2516 (502 amino acids)
Biological process (GO): regulation of DNA-templated transcription
Cellular component (GO): nucleus
Molecular function (GO): nuclear steroid receptor activity; steroid binding; zinc ion binding
Source: RefSeq, a predicted model, not a curated record